This is a messenger RNA of Closterium sp. Naga37s-1, 2970 nucleotides long. The record is from the annotation of a GenBank genome assembly. Lineage: Eukaryota; Viridiplantae; Streptophyta; Zygnematophyceae; Desmidiales; Closteriaceae.
AUGGAUGCGAGCCACCUGAAAUGGCUGCAGGGGAUGGCACUGGUGGUGGCCGUGGCUUUAAUCUGGAUAUCCGCGAGCUACAUGGUGCAGGCUGUGGUGGAAGAUGGUCUGGCGCCCUUCAUACUCACGUACAUCUGCAACUCGUUAUUCGUGCUCUACAUCCCUGUUGUAGAGCUUUGGUGGUACCUGUUCGGAAAGGACGAGCCUGGAAGUCAUUCCUCCAACAGCGGAACGGGCAGCGGAAAGGGCGAUUCAGAAGGCCGUUUUGGCAGGAAAAACAGUAGAAAGAACAAUGAGGGUGGUGGUAACAUGGUAACCAGUAUCAGUCUGAGGAAGAAGAAGACAAAGGAGGGCGGGGUUGGAGAUGAGGAAGAAAGGGGAUUGCUGGUAAAAGAGGAAAAGGCGAGGGGGUUGGGGGAUAUUGAAGAGGAGAGGAGCGACGGAGGGAUGGUGGGGGAAGAAGAGGGACGGGAGAAGGGACCUGGGCUUGUCAGCUUCGCUUCUGGUGAGCCAGAGCAGAUCGACCGGGCUCUGCAGACGGCGCUAGAGGGUCUCCCACCUGACGUUCUCCCUCUCCUUCCCUCCUGGCCCUCUUGCGCUUCUGCCUCCCCUGAUUCCCUUUUUGCAGGAGCGAGCCGCCUUCUGGAGGCGCAUGCCUUGGAGGCCGGACAGCCGGUGGUGGGGGAGGAGACACGGGUUGAGGGACCGCUGGAGCAGAGGGGCGAGGCGGGACAGCCGGGCAGCGGGAGGCAGUCGGGACAGCAUCAGCUGCGGGGUCGGGUGGCGCGAGGGGCAGGCGGGCAGAGGGGACGGCAGGGGGAGCAGACGGGCCAGGACGUGGAGGGGGGACAGCAGGGGCAGCAGCAGGAGAGCCAGCGGGGGCCGCGGGCCCAGGGCGUCGCACCUCCGGGUCCGGGGGAGGGUGGGGGCGGUUGGAUGGGACUGGGGUGUACGGGGGGCAGGGGAGUUGAGGGGGCAAGGGGAGGGGCAGCAACGGACAACCAGGGGCAGCAGGGGGAACAGGAGAAACAGGAGGAGCGGGAGGAGCGGGGGGAAUGGGAGGGGUUGCUGAGGCAGUUGGGGCAGCAGGAGGAGCAGGUAGCACAGGGGCAAAGAGGGGUGCCUAUUAAAGGGGAAGAAAGCCAAAUAGAAGGGCUUUCGCUGCAUGGUGGAAGUAGUCCAGCUCAUGCUGACGUGGACAGGGGGGCUGACGAGCUGGCAACCCAUCUCUCGCUUCAUACUGCUCUGGCUCAAUCCGGCAGCAAGGAGUCUGUCCAAUCCAAUUCGUCCACGUCAGCAGAGAUUCUCGCCUCCCCCUCUUUCCGCCACUGGGUCCAACACCAUUCUCAGCUGCACGUCAAGCCUCUUCACCUUUGCUCUCUCCGACUACCUCCUUCUCCUCUCUUUGCUAACCCCCCCCCUCCCUUCUCCCCCCCCGUCAACCAGUCCAACACCAUUCUCAGCUGCACGUCAAGCCUCUUCACCUUUGCUCUCUCCGUCUACCUCCUUCACGAGCUCGUCAAUUUUCCAACUCCCUGGCUUGCCCCUUAUCCCCUUCCCCCCUCCCCUCCAGUCCAUCACCAUUCUCAGCUGCACGUCAAGCCUCUUCACCUUCGCCCUCUCCGUCUGCCUCCUUCACGAGCGCUUCUGCCUGCGCAAGCUGCUCUCCGUGCUGCUCUGUGUGGCUCUGUGCUGCUUGGUGCUUCCAACACCAUUCUCAGCUGCACGUCAAGCCUCUUCACCUUUGCUCUCUCCGUCUACCUCCUUCACGAGCGCUUCUGCCUGCGCAAGCUGCUUUCCGUGCUGCUCUGUGUGGCUGGCACCGCUGUAGUCGCCCUGGCAGACCAAGCCCAGGCCAGCAACACCCUAAACGCCGCACUUAGCAACCUAAGCGCCAGCGGCGGUUUCAACAGCAGCAGCGGCGGCGGUGGUAGCAGUGGCGCAGAGCUAAGUGGCAGUGGGAAUAGCACAGGUCUAAGUGCCGGUGGUGGUGGUGGUGGGAGUGCGUUUGAUGCUGCAGCUGUGGCAGAGGCGAGUGCCGCAGUUGCGAGUAAUGCAAGGGAGAGUCUGUUAGGCGAUGUGCUGGUGCUAAUGUCAGCGGGCUUCUACGCUCUCUAUACCACCAUGCUACGGUCUUUCACGCCUGCUGAAGGCGGGUUUGAGGAGAUGGGCGAGGAGGAAGGGACGGAGGGAGGGGAGGAGGGAGUGAGAAGGGGAGGGAGGGGAGAGGAGGAGCGAGGGGAGGAGGGAGGGGUGGAAUCGGGAGGUUGGGGAUUUGAUGUGGCUGGAGCAGGGAGCGGGAAAGCAGAGGUGGAACUGGAGGAAAAGGCGGGAGAGGAAAGGGAAAUAGAAGAGCACAAGGAGGAGAAAGGGGAGGGGGAGAAGGUGGGGAAAGGGGAAGAGGAAGGAGACGAGCAAAAGGAUGGGGAGGGGAAGGGCGUAAGGAAGAGGAGGGAUGCAGAAGAGGAAGGAGGAGAGGAGGAGGAAGAGGAGGUACCGUUCAGCACGGCGCUCAUGUUUGGGUAUCUGGGUCUCUUCAACCUCUUCCUGCUGGCGCCCGUGGGACUGCUGGUGCAGUGGGUGCGAGGCGAGUGGUUUGCAUGGCCCGACGCCUCCCAGUGGACGCUGGUCAUUGCCAAAGUGGGUGCGAGGGGAGUGGUUCGCCUGGCCCAGCGCAUCCCAGUGGGGUCUGGUGAGGUACGAUCCCGGCUGGACAACGUUCUGAGUGACUAUCACUGGGCGCAAUCCAUCCUGCUCACCACCUCCUUCCUCCCCUCCCUUGUGUUCCCUGCGCCCUUCCUGCUUCCCACCACCCCAGGUCUGCUUGACAACGUCUUGAGUGAAUACCUCUGGGCGCGAGCCGUUCUCCUCACCACCCCCUUCCUCCCCUCCCCCAUGUUCUCCAUGCGCCUUCCCCCUCUCUCUCCCGCUUCCUCCCCACCACCCCAGGUCUGCUGGACAACGUUUUGA